Molecule: messenger RNA, 2211 nt
Organism: Dicentrarchus labrax (European seabass)
Lineage: Eukaryota; Metazoa; Chordata; Actinopteri; Moronidae
Gene: stm
Product: starmaker
Exons: 19
Coding region: 111-1760 (549 amino acids)
Source: RefSeq, a predicted model, not a curated record
GUGUGAGUAUAAAAAGCUACUGCUCUGUUUCAGUUGAGUUCAGAAACUCAACAACUGAAGUUUCAUCCCAGUGAAGUUUUUAUCCCGCUGACGUGCCGAACAACCACAACAUGAUCCAACGGUGUGUUGUGUUGCUGCUCGUUGCUCUUGCAGCUCUCUCUUUCGCAGCUCCAGUCCCAGAAGGAACAACAGCAGAUGACAGGAGUGCAGCCCUGCUGGCUCACCUCAACGAAGAAAAAACUACGCGUGAACCUGUGACCUCCCAGCCAGAUUCUGAUGACAGCAACUCUGCUGAACACACUGAAGCUCCCUCUGAAUCAGAUGAAACGACUGAGUCACCAGACAACAGUGAUGGAAAUGAUUCAACAAUAGACGAAAAUGAUGAAGCAGAUGAAGAUGCUGAUAGUGUCGACUCAACACCUGAAGAUUCAGCUGAAACCACUGAAGCACAAGGUGGAGACAGCAAAGAUUCUACAGACGACCCUGAUACUGAAGAUGCUGAUAGUGUCGACUCAACACCUGAAGAUUCAGCUGAAACCACUGAAGCACAAGGUGGAGACAGCAAAGAUUCUACAGACGACCCUGAUACUGAAGAUGCUGAUAGUGUCGACUCAACACCUGAAGAUACUGAAGACUCUGCAGCUGAUGCAGAAAGUGAGGACAAAAGUGACGCCAACUCCAACAAAAGCAUGAACACUGGUGCUGACUCUGAGGCUGACGCUGACAGUGACACUGACAGUGAGGCUGACUCUGAGGCUGACACUGACACUGAGGCUGACGCUGACACUGACUCUGAGGCUGAUGCUGACAGUGAGGCUGACACUGACACUGAUUCUGAGGCUGACUCUAAGGCAGACUCUGAGGCUGAGGCUGACUCUAAGGCAGACUCUGAGACUGAGGCUGACUCUAAGGCAGACUCUGAGGCUGAGGCUGACUCUGAGGCUGACUCUGAGGCUGACUCUGAGGCUGACUCUGAGGCUGAGGUUACCACAGCAGACGAGGAUGACAGCAAUGACGACAGCCUGACUCUGGAUGACUUAGAGGAGGAGUUGAAGGAAGGGAGCAAAGAACCAGAGGGGGGGGAGAAAGAGGGGAUCACAGACGAAGACACGUCAGAGGAGGUGGAACCAGCAGAGGGUGAGCAGGUGAUCACAGACGAAGACAUGUCAGAGGAGGCUGAACCAGCAGAGGGUGAGCAGGUGAUCACAGAUGGAGACACGUCAGAGGAGGUGGAACCAGCAGAGGGUGAGCAGGUGAUCACAGAUGAAGACAUGUCAGAGGAGGUGGAACCAGCAGAGGGUGAGCAGGAGGUGAUCACAGACGAAGACAUGUCAGAGGAGGUGGAAACAGCAGAGGGUGAGCAGGAGGUAAUCACAGACGAAGACAUGUCAGAGGAGGUGGAACCAGCAGAGGGUGAGCAGGAAGUGAUCACAGACGAAGACAACAGUGACGUGGACAAUGACAGCGUGAUCGAGGACACAGACAUUGAAAACCUGAGCGAUGGAGACAGUGAGACUGACAUUGACAGUGAAACUGAGCCUGACAUUCAGGACGACAGUGAUAUGCUGGACUCAGGGGUCACAGAGGAGGAAGAGGAGGUGAACGAUGACGACUCUGCAAAGACAGAUAAUGAGGAGAAUGAGGAGCAGAGUCUAGACAGUCUCGACUCCACUGAAGCAACACCCGCCGACCAACCAGACCAACCAGACCAACCAGACCAGCCUGACUCCACAGCUGCCACCACCGACACCAUGAUAUAGACUCUUGGCCUCUGAACUGUGGAAGCUCAGCGACUCCAGAGCCAACCCCACAGUGAAAUACAGUUGCCAUGACAACAUCACCAACAACAACAACAACAACAACAACAACAGCAACAACAACAACAACAACAACAACAAGCUAAACUGCAAAUAAACCUGUAGCUUCCUAUUUGUUUUCACUCCUCAGCUAAUUCCUGAAUGGUUGUCUCCAUGUUCUUCAAACUCUGGUUGCUUUACUUUUCCACCAAUCAGCCGUCUGCGUGUUUAAUGUGUGUCACUGUCUGCCUGUCUGUCUGCCUACCUGCAGUCUGCCUGCAGUCUGCCUGCCUGUCUAUCUGCAGUCUGCCUGUCUGCUGAUCUGAGAUCUGCUCUGUUUACACAUUGAAGUGUACAUACAUUAAUGACUGUCCACAGAGGAACUGCUAAUAAAGUUUGAACUGUCAAAACCUUC